Saccostrea cuccullata (small rock oyster) is the source of this 3877-nucleotide messenger RNA. Its product is annotated as echinoderm microtubule-associated protein-like 2. Gene Ontology annotation, molecular function: microtubule binding; calcium ion binding. Bases 45 to 3575 code for a protein of 1176 amino acids. The record is from RefSeq and is a predicted model, not a curated record. Gene Ontology annotation, cellular component: mitotic spindle. The transcript is spliced from 26 exons. Gene Ontology annotation, biological process: microtubule cytoskeleton organization. Lineage: Eukaryota; Metazoa; Mollusca; Bivalvia; Ostreida; Ostreidae.
UUGCAUAUAAGUGGAACAGUGAGACCGAGAUCAAAAUUGAGAUCAUGAAAAUUUUAUGUUACCGGAGUCUGAUUAAUCCCUUUCAGUUGAACAACAACUUUCAUGCUGACAAUAAACCAUCUUUAAUUCUUGUAAUUGUUAAUCGGCGAAGAUUCUCCUUGUCUUUUAAGGACAGCACCUGCAGCGAGUCAAGUGUGAUGGGGAUUCCCAGCAGACGAGAUACAGUGACGUCACGGGGACGCAAUAAAAACAGCCGCGGACGUGGAAAGAACACUGUUGACCCUUCAGACUUGACCGGGAAAAAGAAGGUCAGAAGAACUCCAAAAGCAACCGAGAUCGCAACAUCCAGUACACCAACUCUUAAUUCCCCAAUAAAUCUACCACAGGAACAAAUAAACCCUGAAGAAAAGUUUCAGAAAAUUUUAUCUGAUAACCUGAAGGAGUACAGUCGACAGCGCAUGCGUGCUCUUCACAUGAGUCUCCGUCAUUUUAGCAAUGUGGAGACCCGGAUUACGCAGAAGGAGUUGUAUCAAGCUUUCCAGGAUAAUCAGAUAAAAUUGCCUAGCCGGAUAACUCAGUUUUUGAUUGACCGGUUUGAAGACAACAGAGGCAUAGACUGCGAACGACUGUACAGAUUUCUAACAGAAGCACACCUUAAGUCAGGUAGAGAUAGUGUGGUAGCUUUGCAGAGAAGAAAUGAUCAGGAAACCAAAGCGGAAAUGACGUCAGAGGAGAGGGACGCCGAUCUUAUUCAGCGCCUGGAACAGCUACUGAUUGACAACCUAGAGUAUUUUGACAUCGAGGCUCUCCGACAGAACUUCCGGUCAAUAGACAAGGAUAAAAGUGGCAAAAUAAGAAGAAAAGAGGUUGAGGACGUAUGUACCCGGCACCAGACCCCGCUCUAUGGCGCCCUGUUUAAGGCUCUGCUUUCUCGCUGUGAUGAGGAAAGCAACAACAUGGUUAGUUGGCCUGAGUUCCUCCAUUUCCUCGAUCUGUCCCAACAGAACGCUCAGACAAACUGUCCCCGUCUCUGUGACCUUCCUCUCAAGGUCAAAUCACGAGCACCUGUCAGUCCUUCCCCUAUUGAUGAACUCUCGGAGGAGACCAAGUCCAGGCUCGUCAGUAAACUUCGUAAAAAGGUAUCAAUGGUGAAAGACCGAGCUUCAUCAAUUAAACAAGAUGAAGACUCAAUAAAGAUAACAGAGCUGAAUGGCGAUAUUUCUCACAGUGAAGAUAAAGAGGUAAAACCAGUGACGGAGGAAGAAGUUAAUCCGGAUCGCAAAAGAAUAGUUGCAAAUAUGCGUCGUGUCUCAAACUUAGUGAAGACAUCUUCGGGAUUUCUAAAUACUGUAAAACUUUUUAUAUCAGGAAAAAGAAAAUCAGAGCCAGAUUUGAAGAAGGCUUGUUCGGAAAAUGGAUUCAUUGAUAACGAGACUAUACUUCCAAAUACGUCAUCACCUACCUCUGACGUCAUGUCUGAUUCGUCCAAUUCGUAUACAGAAGAGAAUACUGCACAAUGUUCUGCUCCACCAAGUCCACCCAAACCUUGUAGAUCCGCGCCUGUUCUAUCAUGUUGUGAAGUCACCAAUACAUCAUCUUUACAGCAAAUCCAUAAAAAUGAGAGACAUACAUUUUCAAUCACGGUGAAGGGCCGAAGUAUAGAAUUCCAACCACCCUGUAAUGUCAACACUACCCCAAUGAUCCUUGAUCCGCCAACCAACAGACUGAAGUUAAACUGGGUAUAUGGUUACCGUGGUAACGAUUGCCGUAGUAACAUUUUCGUCCUGGCCUCCGAUGAGAUAGUGUACUUUAUUGCCAACAUCGCAGUGCUGUACAGCAGGCUGACACACAAACAAAGGCAUUACCGUGAACACAAUGAGGACAUUAAAUGUUUGAAUGUACAUUACAAUGGAAAUAUAGUGGCCACUGGACAGUUUACCAGCAAAGUCAACCCUAAAAACCAGGCUCACAUCCGGGUAUGGCGGGCCGAUACAUUACAAACAAUACACUUGCUCGGUGCUGGGAUGUAUCAAAAGUCUGUGUUGGCAAUGGCCUUCUCAGGGCCGUCUGACCUUCUGGCGGCCGUGGAUGACAGCCCAGAGAAGCGCCUGACCUUGUGGGACGUCAGCUCGGGGGAACUCAAGGGGGACAUCACGGUAAAUACAGAGGUGAUAUGUGAUCUACAGUUUAACACAAAAUACCCGGAUGUUCUCGUCAUUUCGGGCAAAGAACACCUGACCUGGUGGAAGAUUUACUCACAUUCGCGGAUGAUUCAACCUUUGGCACAACCUGACUACGAGAAUUUUCUGAAGGCUAAGUACGUGAUAUGUCUGACUCACAAUGACAGAGGAGACCUCCUGACGGGGGACUCUAACGGGACCGUGUAUGUCUGGGGGGACGGAGGAAACAAAAUCACCAACUUCAUCAAACACGCCCACGACGGCCCCGUGUUUACAGUCCUGUGUAUGAAGUCCUACAUUGUGACAGGGGGUAGGGACGGGUUUAUCUACUGCUGGCAGUACAAUAAAAAUAUGGAGAAAGAUGGUGAGCUACAGCUGCCUAAGUCAGAGGGCGGAGUCAGACUCUUGGUUCUCCAUGGUGACGUGAUUAUCAUUGGUACAACAGUUAACUCAAUGCUGUCAAUCACUUCACCAAAGAAACAAGCUCCACUUAAAAAUGUGACUCUUGAUCAAGUUCCCAUGACGCAGGGUCAUUUCAGUGAGGUGCGGGGGCUGGGCGUGGUCUCCCGGAAGGAUACUUUGGGUAGUAUAGUGACCGCAGGGACUGACGGGAUCCUGUGCUGGUUCAAUCCUCACGGCAGGGACCCAGUCUGUAAACUGGCGUUAAAGGGUGUACAGUUUCUUUGUGUUGAUGCGCUUCCAUUAGGAAAACAUUUAGCUUUGGGAACUAGAGAUGGACAUGUGAUCGUCCUCGACAUAGAUGGCGUCUCCAGCACGGAGUCUUUUCAUCAGAAACUCUGUAAAGACAAAAUAACUACAAUUAAGUUCUCACCUGAUGGUACGUUUUUAGCUGCUGGAUCAGCUGACUGCUGUAUCUAUGUCUGUUGUCUUGCCAAUAAGGAGGACGGCUCAAAGAGCUGGGAAUUCACGGGGAAAUUCAAGGAUCACACGGGUCCAGUACAGUCGUUUGAUUGGUCUUCUGAGCCACAGGAUACUGGUUACUUAAUAAAAAGCUGUACUUCAGUACCAGAACAGUUUGUCUGGAACGCUACCGACUUUAGUCAGAAAGACAAGGAUUUGGACACAAGGUCAAUACCAUGGGAGACAGAGACGUGCGCAGUGGACGUCAGUAUGUGUGGACUGUGGAGCUGUAAGCAGGCCAAGAACUACGACGUCCACUGUGUGGCCGUCAACUCACAGAACAGCCUGGUGGCCAUGGGCGACUCCAGCGGGCAUAUCAGUCUCUUCAGAUAUCCAUGCUUCAAACAGGGAGCCUACUGUCAUACUUACAAAGGUCACAGCGGUGUGAGGAACCUGGUGUUCAGUGAGGACGGCCAGUUCCUAUUCUCUGUUGGUGGCCGGGAUUUAGCAAUAUUACAAUGGGAAGUGACAUAGGAAAACUUUCUUACAAUGGGAAGUGACAUAGGAAACCUUAUUACAAUCAGAAGUGACAUAGAAAAUCAUACUUACGAUUGAAAGUGACAGGGAACCUUACUCACAAUUAAAAGUGAGAUAGGAAAUAAGGAGUUAAACAGGGAACCUUUUGUACUAAAGGAAAUGACAGAGGAAACCUCUCUGACUUUCUGAAGUCAACUGGGAACCUUUUUCACUACUAGAAGUAACGAAGAGAACCUUUUUAUUAUAGGAAGUGACAAAGAAAAUCUUUCUUUUUCUAAGAAAUGACAUAGAAAAAUCUU